GCUGCCGUGGAGAGAGAGAGAGAGAGAGAGAAGGAGAGAGAGAGGGAGAGAGAGAGAGAGAGAGAGAGAGAGGGAGGGAGGAUUGGUUGUCAGAACCAAGGAAAUAGAACUGUUACUAUUGCUAACGCUGGAAGAUGUAAUGAGAGUCCAGGAUUUGCUAUCGCUCUCAUCUGAUUAGCCUGGAUAGACCUUACAAUGUAAUUGUUGCUUGCAGUACAUUGAUUUAUUUUUUUUAAUCAGUUCUUUUCUUUUUUUACCUGUCUUUUUCUCUCUCCCCCUCUCAUAUUUUUUUUGCAACUGCCAGCUGCUGGGUCUUCCCUCUCUCCGUCUCUUCCUCUAUAUCACUCUCUCUUUCCGUGCGGGGAAGGAGGGAUCUACCAACAGAGCGAAAAAGAAGAAGAAGAAGAAGACAGCAUUGCACCCAUGAGCCUCUGAGGAUGAUGCCUCUGCCGUCGGUGCCACCCGCCCUGUCGCCAUGACGAUGCCGCUCAGCCCCCUCUCCAGUGACGAGGAGCAGCAAAGGAUGCUGGGAAACAGUCAACACCUUUACCCAGGGGCCGAGGAUGAGGAGGAGGACGAGGAGGAGGAGGAGGAAGAAGACGAGGGAGAGGAGGAGGGAGAGGACGAGGAGAACGGCGAACUGGAGGGGGAGGAGGGAGAGGACGAGGAGAUGGAAGAGGUAGAGGGAAGCGGCCUAUCGCGCAGGGGCAGGGAGAAGGGGCCAAGGCAAACAGGCAACAUGAUUGGACGACAGACCGCAGACAGGACGCCGCGCUCCGGCAACUUGGGCCACACCCCCAACCCCUACGCGUCCAAUCCGGCGCCCGGCCACCAGCAGCCGGCCAAUCAGCCGCAGCCGGCGAGGCGGCUGAGGGAGCGGAGCUCCAGCACGGCGCCCCCCGCGGACGACGCGCACAUCUCCAUGAUGAUCUUCCGCAUCGGGAUCCCCGACAUCAAACAGACGAAGUGUCUGCGCUUUAACCCCGACGCCACGGUGUGGCGGGCGAAGCAGCAGGUGCUCUGCUCGCUGACGGAGUCGCUGCGCGACGUCCUCAACUACGGCCUGUUCCAGCCCGCCACCGACGGCCACGACGCCAAGUUCCUGGAGGAGGAGCGGCUGCUCAGGGACUACCCGCAGUCCUUCGAGAAAGGCGUGCCCUACCUGGAGUUUCGCUACAAGACUAGAGUGUACAAGCAGACAAACCUGGAUGAAAAACAACUGGCGAAACUACACACAAAGGCCAGUCUGAAGAAGUUUGUGGACUACACCCACAGCGGUUCCGUCGAGAAGAUGGCCAAGUUCCUGGACAAGGGGCUCGACCCAAACUACCAUGACUCAGAGACCGGGGAGACCCCCUUGUCCCUGGCCGUCCAAUCAGAGCAGGGGGGAGGGGAGGGGAUUCGAGUCCUGGUGUUGGGGGGAGCGCACAUCGACUUCCGGGCCAAGGAUGGACUCACCCCCCUCCACAAAGCUGUUCGAGCGCACAGCCACACUGCACUACUGACCCUGCUGUCUCUGGGAGCCUCUCCAGAUUAUAAAGAUCGCCGGGGCCUGACCCCGCUGUACCACACUGUGCUGACAGGGGGCGACACCUCCUGCUGUGAGACUCUGCUGUACCACAGAGCCAAACUGGGAAUGAGGGACGAGAAUGGCUGGGAUGAAACACAUCAGGCCUGUCAACACGGUCACUCCCAGCACCUAGAGCACCUUCUCUUUUAUGGAGCGGACUCAACUUCCCAGAAUGCCUCAGGAAACACUGCCCUGCACAUCUGUGCCCUGUACAAUAAGGAAAGCUGUGCGCGUAUUCUGCUCUAUAGAGGUGCCAACAAGGACACAAAGAACAACAGCGGACAAACUCCUUUCCAGGUUGCUGUAAUGUCUGGCCAUUUUGAACUGGGAGAGGUCAUUAAAAACCACCGUGAAUCAGAUGUAGUGCCCUUUCUGGAGUCCCCCAAAUAUGCCCCCCUGCGGCGAGAGAGCGCUCGAACCCUGGCCCUGCCCCACCCCCACCCCUUCCUCCGCGCCAACAGCGACAACAGCAUGAACCUGCCCGACUGGAUGGCCUUUCCUAAUGCCCCCAGCAGCAACAUAGUGUCUGUGCAGGGGUAUAAGCCCACUGGGACCCUGCGCAGCUCCAGCAGCCCCCGGGGGGCUCGCACCCGCUCCCCGUCCCGCGGGAGGGUUGGGGAGAGGGAGGACAGGAGCCGCCAGCCUCGGCCGAGGCAGGGGUCGGGCUCGGGCGCGAGUACAGGAACGACGGGGGGUCAGCGGCGGCGCCUGUACAGCGCUGUCCCGGGACGGGUGUUUGUGGCAACGCGAUCCCACACAGCUCAGGGGGAGAGAGAGCUCAGCCUAAACAGGGGCGACAAAGUCAAAGUGCUGAGCGUGGGCGAGGGGGGCUUCUGGGAGGGGACGGUGAAGGGCCGGACCGGCUGGUUCCCCUCCGAGUGCGUGGAGGAGGUGGCCGCGCGCAGCCAGGACAGCCGCUCAGACAGCCGCAGCGAGAAAGCCAAGAGGCUCUUCCGCCACUACACCGUCGGAUCGUACGACAGCUUCGACGCCCCCAGUGACUACAUCAUCAAGGAGAAGACGGUUCUUCUGCAGAAGAAAGACAAUGAGGGGUUUGGCUUCGUGCUCCGCGGAGCUAAAGCUCAGACCCCUAUAGAAGAGUUUACUCCCACCCCAGCCUUCCCUGCUCUGCAGUACCUUGAAUCAGUCGAUGAAGGGGGCGUGGCCUGGAGAGCCGGGCUGAGAAUGGGGGACUUCCUCAUUGAGGUGAAUGGACAGAAUGUGGUGAAGGUGGGACACAGACAGGUGGUCAACAUGAUCAGGCAAGGGGGCAACAGUCUCAUGGUCAAGGUCGUCAUGGUGACACGCAACCCUGACAUGGAGGAGGCGUCCAGGAAGAAAAUUCCUCAGCAGAGCAAGAGACUGGCCACACCCGCCAUUGCCCUGCGGUCCAAGUCGAUGACCUCAGAGCUGGAGGAGAUGGCUGCCGCUACUCCGUGGAGGAAGAAAUCAGAGAGCGAGGCCUCUCAGGCCACGGAGAAGAAGAGGACCGUCUAUCAGAUGGCUCUGAAUAAACUAGAUGAGAUUUUGGCAGCUGCUCAACAGACAAUCAGCACCAACGAGGGCCCGGGUGGGUCCCGGGGCCACGGGGGAAAGAGGGAACGGACCAGGGGCUUGUAUAGCAACGAGCCCAGUUUUGAGCAGCCAGGUACAGGACCCGCAUCAUCAGGUUCGGGUCUGGGGUACGAUCGGGGCCAAUUUACAUCGGGCCACGCCCCCCAGCACGGUAUGAUGCUGCGACAGAAAUCCAUCGGGGUGCCCGAGGAGGAGAAGCAGUACCUCCACCCUCCCUCCAUGAAGUUCUCCCGCAGCCUGUCCGUCCCCGGGCCCGACGAAAUCCCCCCGCCCCCCACCACCGCCCCGCCGGACCCGCCUUUCUCCGUGGGCCCGCCCACCAGCUGGAGGUCCCGGCAGUCCCAGCAGCCCUCGGUGUCGGUGUCCCAGUCGGGCUCCGCCCACUACCAGCCGUACUCCCAAGCGGCGCACUUCCCCCAGGGCGGGCGGGAGCGGGAGCGGGGCGGAGCCCCGGACCACCCACCCGCGUUCCCCCACGCGUCCCAGCCGAGCCGGGCCGCCGCCUCCCGGAAGGGCGGGGCUUACAUGGGGGAGCCGGCGAGCGGGGGCAAGGCGGCGGGUUUGAGGCGGGGCUACAGCACCGCCGUGCCCCCCUCCGGCAUGGCCGGCGCCGGCCAGCAGCAGCAGAGCCAGAACCAGAACCAGGGCCCCCAGCAACAGGCGCCCCGGCCCGAUCGCUCCGGCGGGGGCGGGGGCGCCUCCAAGGGAGGGGGCCGGAGGGCCAAGGGCCCCCUCGUCAAGCAGUCCAAGAUUGAGGACGGGGUGCGCAUGGGCCAGGCGGGACACGGAAAGGCCCCCGUGGAGAAGAGCUCCAUCCCCAUCCCCACCAUCAUCGUCAAGGCGCCCUCCACCAGCAGCAGCGGCCACAGCAGCCAGGGCAGCAGCAUGGAGGCGGAGCCGACCCCUGACCCCGACUCCAAGCCACCGCCCGGCGCUCCCUCUGGCCAGCCCAUCUCCGCCCCGCCCUCCGUCCCCGCGCCCCCGCCCCCCACCGUCCCCCCGCCGGCGCCCCCGUCGCUCCCCGCCCUGCGCGCCCAGGAGAGCCUGGACUUCACCAGCCAGUUCGGGGCCGCCAUCGUCGGGGCCGCCCGCAGGGACAGGGAGCGCUUCCACGAGGCCCGCAGGAAGAGCGCCUCCUUCUUCCUGUCCGCCGAGGAGGACACGGGGACGGGGGGCGGGGGCGGGGGUGGGCGGGGCCUCUCCCAGCCCGGCUCCCAGCCGGGCGGCCCCUCCCCCAGGCUGCGCCCCUCCAAAUCCAUCGACGAGGGCAUGUUCUCCGGGGACACCUUCAUCCACCACACCCGGAGCAUGCCCCCCGCUUUCGGGCUGCCCGAGUACUCGUCCCCGGCCCCCCCCGGCGGGGGCGACUACCAGCCCAAGUCGGUGCCGGCCGACUUCUACGGGGCGGGCAAGCAGCAGCAGCAGCAGCAGCAGCCCCUGCCGACCACCACCUUCAUCCACCCGCUGACGGGGAAGGUCCUGGACCCCUCGUCGCCCCUGGGCCUGGCCCUCGCCGCCAGAGAGCGUGCCCUGAAGGACGACGGACGGGCGCGGAGGGAGAGGGCAGGGGAACACCACUUUGGCCGCCAGCUCUCCUCCGCCGCCCCCUCGUCUCUUCUGCAGCACCUCCCGUCCUCCGCCCUGUCCUCCUCCGGCUCCUCCUCCUCCUACCUGGUCACCUCCUCCUCCCUGGCCGCCACCACCUCCACGCUGGGCCGCCCGCCGUCCCCCCGGGCCUUCGGGAGGGGGGGGCCCGCGGCCGGGUGGGCCGAGGAAGGGGGGGAGAGGGACAGGGAGCGGGAGAGGGAGAGGGAGAGCGGAGGAGGGGGAAGUGGAGGAGGGGCCCGGGAGGGGCUGAGGGUGCGGUUUUCGGAAGACCAAACGGUCCACACUCACCAUUACCAGCCUUACCAGCCGAGCUACAGGGACAGGGAGAGAGAGAGGGAGAGGGAAAGAGAGAGAGAGAGCGAUAGGGAGAGAGAGAGGGAGAGGGAUGGGUACGGGCGGAAGCCGGAGCAGGCGCCCCCUACCCAGCAGGCCCCUCAGCCCCAUCCCCAGCAGCCGGCCCCCCGUCGGCCAUCUUUCCUGAGGAUGGAGAGCGAGGCCGGGCGGUACGUGCUCUCUCUCACCCCGCCGUCGCCCCCCCCAGUCACGCCGGGGCCUAUGGUCCUGCCCCCCCCGGCCCCGUCGGUCGACGCCGACGACGAGUUCAUCUACGCCGAGCCCUUGCCCCCGCCCCUGGAGUUCGCCAACAGCUUCGACCGAGGCUUGGGAUCCGCGUCCGGGUACCCUCAGCAAGGAGGUAUGAUGGCCAACAGCCUGCACCGCCAACCCCACCCCCCCCCUCCGCCCCCUCCACCCCCCCCUCCGCCCCCCCAAAAAGAGCCUUUCAUAGGCGGGUACCCCCACCACACCCCCCUCCCCUCUCCGCAGGCCGGGGACUCCACCGCGUCUAGCCUGACCUCCUACGAUAGCGAGGUGGCCAACCUCACCCAGUCGGCCCCUUCCCCGUCCUCCACCUCCCCGAACCCUUUGCCCCCGCCCUCCCCCUCCAUGCUCCAGCCCGCUCUGUCGGGGCUGCCCCCCCCUCCCUCCGUCUCCCCCCCUCCGCCCCCCACCUCCUACCACCGGCCCUUUGGCCUGUCCCACUCCCACCACCUCUACAACAGCACCCACCACCACACGGGCCGGUCCUCCCCCACGCCUCCCCCCAUGUCCUCCGCCCCCCACCCAGCGCCGCCCCCCUCGUUCCGCGGCACUGUUAGCUCCGCCCCCUCCGGAGCUAGCUCCGCCCACGCCGCGGCCUCGCACGCGCACCACAGAGGCCUGACCGCCACUGUCACCUUCGCGGCCACCACCUCCGCCACCGCCGCCACCACCACCACCACCACCACCGCGCACCCCGCCCGCGCGGGCCCCGCCACCACGGCCGCCGGCGGGCCCGGCCGAAGGGCCGGUCGCCCCCCUGCCUCCGCCAAGAGCGGAGAGUCCCAGGAGACCGUGGUGGAUUCUGGGAUAGAGGAGCUGGACAGCCGCAGCAGCAGCGACCACCAUUUGGACAGCAUCUUGGGGGCGGUGGGGGUCAGGGCAGGGGAGAGGGGGGAGAGGCUGGAGCGGGGCGAGAGGGGGGAGAGAGGUGGCGGGGUGGCGGAGGGAGAGAGGGGGAGGGACCUGUUGGAUUCGUACAUGACUUACCUGGACGGGCAAACCUUUGAAAUGCACAACCCCAAAACGACCACCUCCACCUACCCUAAGUCGCAGAGGUCGCGAGAGGGAGGGGGGGGGGCAGUGGCGGAGCUGCGGAGGCAAGUCAGCACGGCCCCCCCGCCCUACCGCUCCCAGAGACGGAGGGCGGAGGAGGACGAGGAGGAGGAAGAGGAAGAGGAGGAGGAAGAGGAGAGAGAGGAGGACGAAGAGGAGAAUGGACAGCGGGGAUACGGCAUGGGAGAGACACAGAGCUUGGGGCGCCCGACGUCCCUCUAUUUUGAGAGGCCCCGCACCCCGGAGAUGAAGUCUCUCUGGGGGAGCGAGGGCGCUGGGGCGGGGCAGGUGGCGGUGGAGGCCGGCAGCCAGGUGGGUGGCGUGUAUUUGGAAGGGCGCAAGCUGCACCCCCCCAUCUCUGGCAUGAAGGCCAGCAUCAUCAGCGAGCUGAACUCCAAGCUGCAGGAGAUGGGGGAUAAAGGAAUAGAGGGAUGGGGGGGCCAGCGCUCUCUGAGCAGGCACAGACACAGGUUUUCGGAAGACUCCAGUUCUGCACUGAGCCCCCCCAUGGCCCGCUCCCCCUCUCCGUCCCCUAUGCACCCCCCCCGGCCGGGCCCGUCCCCCACCCCCUCCUCACAGCCUUCCCACUACCAGAGCUGGUCCCGCUCUCCCUCCCCGCAGCCCACUGCUGGGUCCUCCCAGGCCGCUCCGGGCCACUCCCCCCUGUCCCCCUCCUACUCCCCGUACCCCACCUCGCCCAAACACCGGCCCGUGUACCGCACCAAAGCCCUGGAGUUCCAGUUCAUCCCCAGCCGAAAAUCCGACCCCCAGCUCCACUCCAGCUACCUGCAGCGGCGUCGCGCCCCCAGUCCCCUCAUCUCGCCCUCCGAUAGGCCCAAACUGGGCCCACCCCGCCCCUCUUCCCUCCCCACCCUCCCCACGACCCCCCUCUACAGCAGCCUUUACGAGCUCAGGGGCUCCGUGACCCCGCCUUCCCCGGCUAACCCCCUGGGGGACCCCUACUUCUCCCCAUCCCCCCCUCUGUUCGCCCCGUCCGGGGCUCCGCCCCCCCCAAACUCCGCCCUGGUGGUCUCCCGCUCCCUGUCCCCGACCCACUUUCUGUCGGGAGCUUCCUCUCCCCCGCUGCACCCCUUGCCCCCUCCAACCUGUCUCAGCUACCCCCACUUGCCGCCCCCUUCCCCUUCAAAACCAUUCGCCUCUAAGCCCCUCCCAUUCUGGACCAAGAACGACGUGGCUGAUUGGCUGAGCUACCUGAACCUUGGCGAACACAGGGACAAGUUCCUGGACAACGAGAUUGACGGGACGCACCUGCCCUCCCUCACCAAGGAGGACUACCUGGACCUGGGAGUGACCCGUGUGGGACACCGCAUGAACAUAGAGCGAGCGCUGAAGAGACUGAUGGACAGACUUUCGAACCCUUUCCCACCUUCCUCACUCUCACCCCGGAAUGGACGGACCGAUAGAAGAAGGGAUGAGGGGUCAAGAAGCUGAGAGGAGUGUGGGGGAGAGAGAGGAGCGGCGUGUGUACGGACAGCCAUGGAGAGGGAGAUCACAAACGCUGCUGUCAGUGCUGGAUUCGCAAAACGGCUGAACGAAGGAGAGGAUCACUGAGGGCUGGGACAAACACGAGGGAAGAUGAAUGGGAAGAGGGGUGGAACGGCGAAAGGAUGGAAGACAAAGACACACAGACAGACCCGCUCCUAUAAGACACACAGACAGACCCACUCCUAUAAGACACACAGACAGACACUCCCAUAGGACACUGGCAAUUCGCUCCCAUAAGACACAAAGACACACUCCCGUAAGACACACAGACAGACCCACUCCUAUAAGACACACAGAUACUGACACACUCAUACGAGACAUACAGACAGAUACACUCCUAUAAGACACACUGACAGACCCACUCCUAUAAGACACACAGACAGACCCACUCCUAUAAGACACACAGACACACUCCUAUAAAACACACAGACAGACACACUCCCAUAAGAUUCAUAUACAGACACUUCAAUAUUACCCCGACAAACACGCUCCAAUAUUACACACAAACACACUCCUAUGUGACACACAGACAGACACAUUGGGCAGUCUCAUAGGAUACAAGGACCGGCACACUCCCACAAGACAGACACAGAAACGAACAAAUGCCAGGACUGCUACAUUAACACAAACAAAACCGCAGAGUUUUGAGAACGCUCUGAAUUUGCACCAAAAAGUCUAACAGCGUAGAUGUGAGAUUCCUAAGUUUUUUAGACUGACGUUCCGCUUGAAAAACGACAGAACAGAGAACGAGCGAUAAAGAACAGGGAGAGGGAUACACUUCUUUUCCUCUCUCUCUUUCUCUCUCUCUCUGUUUUGUGGGUCUUUUGGGCCGACGGCGCUGUUGCAGUGUGGAAGAGGCUUCGUGUUUGUGGUGUUUUUGUAGUAUGGUAGGAGAGUCCCCAGCUCUGUGUUCUUAGUGGUCAAGGCCUGUUGGGUCAGGACGUUCCUCACUGUUACGUGCUGGGAUGUUGUGAGUAGCAAAGUGUUCAGACCCGACAACGAGGGUAAUACUGAUGUGUGUGCACAUACGCACGGAUGCACACACACACGCACACACACACAUGAACACGCACACGCAUGCACACACACGUGCUCGUACACACACACACACGCACGCGCGUACACAGACGCACAUAUA
Molecule: messenger RNA, 9050 nt
Organism: Anguilla anguilla (European eel)
Lineage: Eukaryota; Metazoa; Chordata; Actinopteri; Anguilliformes; Anguillidae
Gene: shank1
Product: SH3 and multiple ankyrin repeat domains 1
Cellular component (GO): postsynaptic membrane; postsynaptic density; dendritic spine
Molecular function (GO): ionotropic glutamate receptor binding; synaptic receptor adaptor activity
Source: RefSeq, a predicted model, not a curated record